CAAGCACCAAGGCAGAAGGGCAAGCAGCACACAACCCUAGCAACCAGAGCACCAGCACAACCAUGGUCCAUGAGGUGAGUGAAUGUCAAGUGCUAGAUGUCUCAGACAUUGCCGCCUUCCUGGAAAACUCCAGCUUUCCCUAUGACUAUGGAAAGAACGAGAGUGACUCCUGCUGUGCCUCCCCACCCUGCCCACAGGACUUCAGCCUCAACUUCGACCGGGCUUUCUCUCCAGCCCUCUACAGCCUCCUCUUCGUGCUGGGGCUCCUGGGCAAUGGUGUCGUGGCGGCCGUGCUGCUGAGCCAGCGGGCCGCCCUGAGCAGCACCGACACAUUCCUGUUUCACCUGGCUGUGGCUGACACACUCCUGGUGCUCACACUCCCAUUCUGGGCAGUCAACGCUGCUGUCCAGUGGGUCUUUGGCUCUGGCCUCUGCAAAGUGGCAGGCGCCCUCUUCAACAUCAACUUCUAUGCAGGGUCCCUCCUGUUGGCCUGCAUCAGCUUUGAUCGCUACCUGAGCAUAGUGCAUGCCACCCAACUCUACCGCCGGGGGCCCCCGACCCGCGUGGCUCUUACUUGUGCAGUCGUCUGGGGGCUCUGCUUGCUCUUUGCCCUUCCAGACUUCAUCUUCCUCUCAGCCUACCACGACAACCGCCUCAAUGCCACCGUCUGCCUGCACAACUUCCCACAGUUUGGCCGCACAGCUCUGCGUGUGCUGCAGCUGGUGGCUGGUUUCCUGCUGCCCUUGCUGGUCAUGACCUACUGCUAUGCCCGCAUCCUAGCUGUGCUGCUGAUCUCCAGAGGCAGGCGGCGCCUGCGAGCCAUGCGGCUAGUAGUGGUGGUAGUGGUGGCCUUUGCCCUCUGCUGGACCCCCUAUCACCUAGUGACUAUGGUGGACAUCCUCAUGGAACUGGAGGCACUGGCCCACAACUGUGCCCUACGAAGCCACAUAGAUGUGGCCAAGUCAGUCACUUCAGGCCUGGGUUAUAUGCACUGCUGCCUCAACCCGCUGCUCUACGCCUUUGUGGGGAUCAAGUUCCGAGAGCGUCUGUGGACUCUGCUCACGCGUCUCGGCUGCCCUGCUCUGCAGGGGCAGCCGUCAUCUGCCCGCCGAGACUCUUCCUGGUCGGAGACUACAGAUGCCUCUUACUCAGGCUUGUGAGACUGGGAUGGGGGUACCCUUCAGCCCAUGCAGACUUGCCCCACAUUACAGGCUCACUCCUUUUCUCACUGGGAGGCAUGCUCCAGCUCUCUCCACAGCUCUGUCCCUGGAGCUCCUUGGCAGCUCCAGCACUGCCAGCUCUCCCAGAGAACUGCACCCCCUCAACCCUGGGGCUAAGCCAGUGCUACUCCCCAGCUUCCAAGCCCCUCCUGCCACUUCAGAGGUGGAUGCCCAGAGCUCCAAUGCCCUUCUAACUCAGCAACUAGAACUUGGCCUUUCCCAUCUGCAGGAAGAAAGAGGCAAACAGUAUAGACUGUCAUCCUGUGAGGAUGUGGCCUGGGUCACUAGCUCAGCAACAACAGUAGCAGCGGUUCCCCAGAUCUCUGUAUUUUCCCUCUU
Messenger RNA from Octodon degus (degu), 1559 nucleotides. RefSeq names its product C-X-C motif chemokine receptor 3 (gene Cxcr3). The transcript has 2 exons. Gene Ontology annotation, molecular function: C-X-C chemokine receptor activity. The record is from RefSeq and is a predicted model, not a curated record. Gene Ontology annotation, cellular component: membrane. The coding region runs from base 63 to 1160 and encodes 365 amino acids. Gene Ontology annotation, biological process: immune response; G protein-coupled receptor signaling pathway; inflammatory response. NCBI's taxonomy places the organism in Eukaryota, Metazoa, Chordata, Mammalia, Rodentia, Octodontidae.